Molecule: messenger RNA, 933 nt
Organism: Protopolystoma xenopodis
Lineage: Eukaryota; Metazoa; Platyhelminthes; Monogenea; Polystomatidea; Polystomatidae
Source: the annotation of a GenBank genome assembly
GAUGACAAAAUAGAGCUUGAGUUGGCAGCCAGCAGUGAGACAAAUUUUGUACUUAAAUUAGAGCAUGGCGACCAGCUAACAGAGGAUUGUGGGGAAGACGAGGAUGUUGAGGGUGAAGGUGACGAUGACGAUGAACCAUUGAUGAGUGGUAAUGGAUGCAUUGACCGAACGUUUGACGACGCAGAGCUGAUUGAGACUUGGCGCAGCUUGCUGCCGGAGUGGCAAGCCAAACAACAUUCCAGCACUACCACGACUACUCCGGGGGUGUUGGUAACUGGUUUAGCACCUACGCUAUCAUCACUAAGCGCUGUAAUCGCCAACACCCUUGUUACUGCCAGUGUGGUUGCAGGUGGGGGGAACGGAAGCGGCAUCCAUUCUUUGGCAUAUUCGAUGACUAGUUCUCCUCCCCUUGCGAAUUCCACUUCCUACUCGUAUUCAUCCUCCAAUUCAGUCAACGUCCAGCCGACCCUCCGUCAGUCGCCAUCAUCACCCCCAUCAUCUUCGCCACUAUCAUCUACUCCGCAACUUCCGCCCUUGCCACAACCCGUACAAGUGCCAGCUCCACACCAUCAGCAGCAGCCACAAGAACAGUCACAACAGCAGCAGCUUCAUCAUGCUCCAGCAUCUACUAGCUGGACGAAUGGACCCUGUUUGAGUUCUUUGGGUGUUAUGUUCACGCGUCGUCUGCGUAAGCUUAUUCAUCGUGGCGUACCGGAUGCUCUUCGCGCAAUAGUUUGGCAGCUUUUGGCCGGCUCUUUGGCCAAUGAAGCCGUCUUACACGACACCUAUAGGAAGUUAAUAAUUCAGGUAUCAUCACUAUCCCAAAAUAUGCCCAUAGCACCUCAGACAACUCUUCUUACUGACCGAGCCAUUCUUUACUUUUUCUUCUUUCCAUCGUACUUAGUAGCUAGGACUAAUCAAACUGCUUUAUAG